CGCAUAUAACUAAAAUAUGCUUCGACACCAUCUUGGUUGAGCCGUCGAGAAAUGAUAUACUUUAUGUCAUAUUCACUUUGUAAAUCAUUGAAUAGAUUUUGAAAAGAUUUAUUGAAUCGCAGUGGGUACCUAGCGGCGAGCGGUCUCAACAUUGUGAUAGGUGAAGGCAACGACUACCAGAAUGUAACAGGAACGUAUGCUGUGUCGUGCCGGCCGUUGAACGUACUGUAGCUACUAUUAUCGCUACAACUGCCGCCGCUGCACCGAAACUAUAGCAAAUGUAGCAACUGUCUAUGCGACCCUGGUACUCAGACCCUAUCCUCGGAUCGUAUAACGCAGCGUUUAGUAAUGUUCAUAAAGCCUAUUUGAUAUGAGCACUCCGCCGUGGCGUCUCUAUGUACCGUAGAGGCGUAGACGUAUUCGUUUUUUUAAUUUUAAACGAACGUGCCCCAAUUACCUACACUAACCCAAGAUUUUUCUUGGUUGCAUCCAAUAACCACACAAUUUUGAUUUUGACCCUAAAAAGGUCGAUAGACAAAAACCGCAUACCUUAUCUGUCGUUGUAUAACAAAUUACGGCACAUUUAAAGUGAACUUUUUACUUUACCUUCAUGUACAAACAAGAUGAAAUGAUAGUUGUUACGUGUAAAAAAAAUAUUUAAUUAAUAGCUCUGAAAAGAGUCUAAAUAUUUUGAAAAUAUUAUUAUGUACCUAUAGAAAUGGUCAUAUGUAUUAUGUAGGUAUAUAUUUACAAUUUUGAAAAAAAAUAAAGUAUCUACGGUUAUUCUUAUUAGAUAUUGAGUUACACAAAAAAAACUGAAUUCACCUUUCUUUCAUAAAAGUACUAAAGUAAAAAAUCAAAGAAUUUUUACUGCCUCGAAGAUUAUGAGUGAUGCAGAGUAAUUGACAGACAAAAAAAAACACGCACACACAUCUUUGUAAGCUCGCUUCUUUAACCAAAAUGUACCUAUAUAAAUGAAGUUACGGCAUCGGCAGUAUUCGAGAACUGCGUCUUUUUAAAAUAAUCUAAAGCUACAUUCAACCAGAUAUUUGUUAUGGGUUCUGCCAUUUCCACCGGUUGUAAAAUUUUCCACCCAACUUCGCAAGUUUUCCGGACCAUGAUAGCUCAUAGUUGAUACCCAGCUAAAAAUCUAAAAUGUAAGAGGAUCGUCGUGGAAGCUGUUUCUAUUUUUUCUAAUAACCGCGGGCCGUUGAUCACAAAUUAUUCACAAUAAGUUUUCGUUUUUCAUGUAAAAAAUAUUUUACCGCCAAUUUUUGUUUAUCAUUCGGUCUAAUCAUUGGUACCUGAUGCAUUGAAGUAUUUAUGAUAAUAUUCUGUAUCCUCGAAGGAUUAAAACCUGUCAAAAUCUUUUUAUACGAAAUUAAGUAUGUUCUAUGACGUACUGUCACUACUGUCAUAGUUCAGUAAUCAUAGGUACACAAUGGAACUCUCCAUGAAUUUUGAACAACUACUACUAAAAUCUGAGUAUUUACACACUAAUUCAAAACAUACACACUUUCAUAAGGAUAAUGAAAAGGAAUUGUUUGUUUCAUGGGACAAUUGUGUCAUGGUUUCAUAUUCAUUAGACAAUUUAUCUGAAGCUAGUCUUUGGAAUCCCAUUGAACCUAUGAUUGUACCAAUAAGUAAUCCAAUAAUAUCAAUACUAACCUUUAAUUCAAAAAUGUAUUGUAUUGAUAAAAUCGGAUCUAUAUACUAUCUAAAACAAAUUCAACGAGAUUCUCCAGACUUAUUUGAUUGUUCCAUGUCUGCUCAAGUUCCUCAACAGCCAUUGUUCUACAGUUAUGAGUGGAAACUCUGCUACUCUCAAAAGUGUCCAUGUGAAAUACUUGGAGCAACUUGCUAUUCAGAUGGAAUUGCUGCAAUAACAGCACUGGAAGAAUUUAUAAUAAUACAGAUGUUAAAAAUAUCUAUUAAUGAUAAUAAUGAACCAAUUAUAUGCAAUACCUGUAACAAACAAAUUAGAUCUCAGAAACCGUUUCCAUUUGUAGUUACUUCGUUUGUAUCUUGUAUUUGGAGGGAUUGGUUCAGUAGCCAACGAGCUGUACAACUUUUCGGAUUAAGUGUAAUUGACAGUCUAGAUAUCUUUAUAAUAGCAACAGAAGAGUCAAAAGUAUAUUGUACAACAUCUAAUGUGACGAGUAAAAAUGUUUCAUUAUUUUUAAAUAGUCCACAAAAAAUUAUACAUAUUCAAUUUUGUGAUUUUGAACCAAAAAAUAUGCUGUUAAUGUCAUCUAAUGGAAUUCUUAUAAUUAUGCACUGUGUUGAAAAUAUUCAUCCAUCAUACAUUUACCUAGCAGUUACAAAAACGGUUGCUACAUUUAUUGUUGACCAUACAGUGAUUUUAAGUGAUGGUGUCCAUUUAUUUUUAAUUACAUUGGAUAUACCACUUUCUAAAAUAGUCAAACAAGUAGUCACUCAGUUGAAAGGAGUUAUCUCAUUAUGCAGAUUUCAGUCCAAUAUGAUUAUUGCAAUGACCCAAUUAAAUAAAGUGUAUAAAUUAUCAGCUAAAUAUGAAGUGGUGACUCAAGAAGAAGAACUAAAGUUUAAAUUUAAUGAAAAAUCAAUUUUAGAAAACAUAAAAAAUCUUUGUAAAAGUAUAGAGUCUUUAGAAGAGCAACAUGAAAAUUUGAAUAAAUACAUAAAUGCAGUGUCUAUUGUUGCUCGCAAAGAUUUAGUUGCUCAAUUGUGUUCAUUAAACAUUUUAAUCUAUUCAGGUGCUAAAGCUGUCAAAUUAGGAGCUUGCCAAGAUGAAUAUAUUUUUGCAAUCAAGCUUUCCACUGAUUGUUCAUGGUUAUCAUUUCCAUCUUCAAUUUGGCAACUCUUGGUUCGUAUUACUGACAAUAACAAUUUAUCGUCAAAUUGUCGCGUACAUUUUUUUGAUGUUGAUAUCUUCAACAAUAAUCACCCAUUAAUGGUGAAACACCGUUUAUUGGCUACUGUUGCUGAAAAUUGUACGUCUGGUUUAGUACACUGCGAAUUGGUGUGUCAAGUACAAAAUGAUUCAACUAAUCGUUGUUUAAUUAUUCCGUUAAAUCCAAUAAAAUUGAAUUCAUUAUAUUUUGUCAAAGCUGAAAAACGAGAAAAGAUCCUGGUGAUGAAUCCUUUGGAAGAUAGACAUAAAAACGUUUUUAAAUUUCCAGAAAACAUAUCAUUAAUUGAUUGCCUAACUGUUAUUACAAACAAAAAUAAACAUAGAACAUCAAAAUCAUUUUAUAAAAAUAUAAUUGAUAAUAUGCCAAAAACGUUAUAUUUGAAUUAUUUUGGAAAAAUAGUCACAAUGGUUUUGGAUGACAAAAUUACAAAAACCAUCAUACUAGAAUGUCUAGAUCAAGAUGCUUUGAUUGCAGUUCGUAAUGGAAUCUUUAGUGAACUUUCAAAUGAUCAACCAGCCAUCAUAAAAUUGUCAGUUCUUGCAGAUGUACAAAAACAACUUUGUUUAAUUGAAGAAUUAUCAAUUAAAGAUCGUCAGAACAAACAUAUUGUUAAAGAAAUCAAAACUAAUAUUCUAAACCAAAUUAGUAAUCAUCUACCUGUUUAAUCAAACUUUUAUUUAGUUUAAUAUUAGAAAUGAAAUUUUAAUGUUCUAUAAGCUUACAAAAAUAAAAAUAAAUAAAUUGUUAAAUUAUUACAUUUGUAACAAAAACAUUAUACUUGAAAAUGAACAAUUUAAUUUAUGUAACUUAUUAUAGUAUUUAAUAGUUUUACUAUUUCAUUUGUAAAAUAUUAGAUAUCUAUUAUGACUUUCCUGCGCAAAGUAAAUACUAAUUUAAUUCAACUGCCUAACACACUAAUUAAAAAAAAUAUACAUAUAAUAUUCAUUGAACCAGUCUUUGUAAUAAAAUUACUGUUAUGUCCGCCUAUCUGGAUACAUGAUAGUUUGUUACUUAUUGAGUAUGUUAUUUAAUGUGAUUAGUAGUUUUUUAAU
Molecule: messenger RNA, 3946 nt
Organism: Myzus persicae (green peach aphid)
Lineage: Eukaryota; Metazoa; Arthropoda; Insecta; Hemiptera; Aphididae
Exons: 10
Coding region: 1442-3559 (705 amino acids)
Source: RefSeq, a predicted model, not a curated record